Molecule: messenger RNA, 3870 nt
Organism: Mustela erminea (ermine)
Lineage: Eukaryota; Metazoa; Chordata; Mammalia; Carnivora; Mustelidae
Gene: GP1BA
Product: glycoprotein Ib platelet subunit alpha
Exons: 2
Coding region: 1440-3428 (662 amino acids)
Molecular function (GO): protein binding
Source: RefSeq, a predicted model, not a curated record
AUGUGGGCAAGGGUCAGAUCACAUAGGACCCCGGAGCCCAUGUCAGGGAGGCCCUGUAGGCAGUUCUGGAAGACCACUCCGGUGGGGGGUGGGGAGAAGGGAGGUCAGGGUGUCAGGAGACCAGCUGGGAGGAUGUUGAUGUGAAGCCGGAGAGAAGAGCUGGUGUCCCAGACUUGGCAUGGCGGCAGCGGGGACAGAAAGAAGCCAAUUUGGGAGAGAUCAGGAGGUAAAACCAGCAGGACUUGGUGACAGGUUGUGUGGGGGGUGAAGAAGGGAAGGGGCAAGGAUGACCAUCAGGGAUUCUAUUUGUACUGACUGAAUAGCUGAGUGUGGUUGGGGGGUGACCGUGCUGUUCACGGGGUUGGACAACACGGGCGGGUCACCUAUUUGGAGAGAUGAUGAGCUUAGCUUUGAACAUGUUGUUUUAAUGCUCGUGGGACAUCCACGGAAUCCAAAAUGCAGUGGGACCUGGAUGUCGGGUCUCUGGAGAGGGGUCUGGGUCAGAGCAGAGGUGAGCCACUGGGGCGGGUGUGUGGGGUUUGACAGCCAGGGAAUGAACGAGGGCAAUGUUGAGUGUUCGUGAAGCACAAGAAAAGGAGAGAGCCAAAGACCGAGCUCAGGGGGGAGGCUGGCUUUCCACGAAGGACAGAGGAAGGGAAUCUACGGAGAUUGAGAAAGGCCAGAGAAGUCAGCAGGAAACGAGUGGCAUGAGUGCCAAGGUUGGAGGGGCCGUGGGUACGCAGUGCAGAAAGCGAGUAAGAUCAUAAUGGGAAGUGUCCGACAGCUACAGAGGGGUGGGGGGCACUGGUGACCUCAACCACAGUGGAGCCAGUGGGUGGGGGGACCCGUGCUGGAGAGUGGGAAGGCAGAGGGCGGUCAGGGUUAAAAUUGGCAACUGCGAAGGGGAAGCAAGUGGUAGCUGGAGGCUGGACUCGGGGGUGGUUGGAGGACUCCGCUCCCAACCCACCACGUGGAGAUGGGAAGUGGGACAAAGAGAGCCACAAAGAGGGCUGGGGACGGUUGUGGAAGGAGGCGAUAAGGGCCUGUGUCCGGGAGGGUUACCGUUCCCGGGUCACAGGAGGGAGUCCCUAUCGGGCCAGCAUUUCCUCCCCAUGCCCACCCCCUUCCUGCCCAUGCCCAGGCUCUCUGUGGAGCUGGAAGACAGCAGGGCAGAGUCACACCCUGUGAGCAGCUGUGUGCCCUCGGAGGUCCUUCUGCAUGCCUGUAAGCUUGAGUUGGGGCCGGGGGUCGAGGCCGCUGAGGCACGGAUAAGAAUCCAGAACGUGGGGCCGUGGGGCUAGCAGUUUAGGCUUUCGGCGGCAAGGGUGGGAGAGAGCAGUGGGGGAGGACAGGAGCCGGGGUUGGGUUUCUGGUGGGUACGCUGCAGCAGGGACUCGAAUCGGGGGGAAUGAUGCCCAGCGCCCACAAGGUGCCCACACAUGUCCCCCCGCCCCCAGGUCCCCAUGCCUCUCCUCUUGCUGCUGCUCCUGCUGCCACGCCUGUCGUACCCCCAGGAGGUCUGUGAGGUCUCCCAGGUGACUACCCUGAUGGAAGUGAACUGUGACAACAGGGGCCUGAAGGUGCUGCCCGCGGAUCUGCCAGGAGACACAGCCAUCCUCCACCUGAGCGCGAACCCCCUGGGCGCCUUCUCCACGGCGUCCGUGCAGUCUCUGACCCGGCUGGCACGGCUGUACCUGCGUCAGAGCCAGCUAACCCGCCUGCAGCUGGAGGGGACGCUGCCUCGGCUGGAGAAGCUGGUCAUGUCCUACAAUAAGCUGAAGAGCCUGCCCUUGCUGGGACAGGCACUGCCGGCCCUCACCAUCCUGGACGUCUCCUUCAACGAGCUGACAUCGCUGUCUCCUAGCGUUCUGAGCGGACUAGGCGGGCUCCGUGAGCUCUACCUGCGUGGCAACAAGCUCAAGACUGUGCCCCCGGGGCUCCUGCGGCCCGUGCCCCAGCUGGAGAAGCUCAGCCUGGCCGACAACAAGCUGAAUGAGCUGCCCCUGGGACUCCUGGAUGGGUUGGGGAACCUGGACACCCUCUACCUCCAAGGGAACUGGCUGCGUUCCGUACCCAAGGGCUUCUUUGGGAACAUCUUCCUGCCUUUCACUUUUCUCCACAACAACCCCUGGUCCUGCGACUGUGAGAUCCUCUAUUUUGCUCGCUGGCUGGACAGAAACUCUGACAACGUCUACUUGUUCAAGGAGGGUGUAGACGCCAAGGCCAUGACUCCCAACGUGGAGAGCGUGCGAUGCGUCAACCUGGCCAACACACCCGUCUACACCUACCCAGGGAAGGGCUGCCCCAGUCUUGGGGAUGAGGAUGACCUAAGCUAUGAUGACUAUGAGAACGAGGAAGAGGUGGGAAAGGUCUCUGCCACACGGGCUGUGGUCAAGUUCUCCACCAACACCAGAGCCCACACAACCCAGUGGGCCCCGACGCACUCAGCAUCCGAGGCUUCCCCACACCGCCACGUGCCCCAUCUGCCUUCCACCCUCACGUCUGUGAAGAACCAGAGCCUGUUCCCAACCGCACCAGAGCCUAGCAUGGCCACCGCGCCCUGCCCCCCGCCCCCCACCCCCCUAAAGCUCACCAUGUCCCACCCCACACCCUCCACCAUGCCCCCCACCACCCUGAAGCCCACCAUGCCCCGGCCCAUGACGUCAACCACCUCAGGGCUCAUCACUUCUACCAUGCUCCCGAACACGCCUGAGCCUACGACGACCUCCACCAUGGCCCCUACCACCCCACAGCCCCCCAUCACAAUUCCAACCACCCCAGAGCUCAACACAACUUCUACCACGCCCCCAACCACCCCAGAGCCCACUACGACCUCCACCACGCCCCCGACCACCCCAGAGCGCACUACCCCCACCACCACCCCAGAGCCCACAACUCUAUUUCUCUCUGAACGGACCACAUUCUUUGAGAUCCCCAAAUUAACCUCACUCCCUACCAUUUUGGGAUACCCGAUAAGCCCCUCAUCUGUCCACCUCCCAGGGGCCCACGAGGUGGUUCGAGGGAAUCUGGAGAGCUCCAGAAAUGACCCUUUGUUCCACCCUGACUUCUGCUGUCUCCUUCCCCUGGCCUUCUAUGUGCUGGGUCUCCUCUGGCUUCUGUUUGCCUCUGUGGUCCUCAUCGCGCUGCUGGCCUGGGCCCGGGACGCGGAGUCACGGGCCCUGGCCACAGCCACACAGACGACAAAUCUGGAGCUUCAGAGGGGAAAGCAAGUGACUGUGCCCCGGGCCUGGCUGCUUUUCUUUCAAGGGUCCUUCCCUACUUUCCGCUCCAGCCUCUUCCUGUGGGUACGGGCUAACGGCCGCAUAGGGCCUCUGCGGGCAGGACGACGGCCCUCAGCCCUGAGUCUGGGUCGGGGUCAGGACCUGCUGGGCACAGUGGGCACUAGGUACGCAGGCCACAGCCUCUGAGGGUGGGCAGUUUGGGGACCUGCAGAGGCUGUGAUGGCUUUCCUCCUUGGAUCUAGAUGGGGGUGGGUGGGCAAGGAGUAUGAGGUCGGGGGGAGGCCUUCAUCACUUUUCCUUUACCAGAAACCUCUUCACAGCACACACACAACCUUGAACGCACAACCUCGGCGAGGCAGCAGGGGUGGAGAGCAAUGGGCAGGUCACAGGACAAAGCUCCUGGUUCUGGGACCACUAUGUCAUUACCGUCACCUUGGGGGAAGCUUGAGGGAAAAGCAAAGGGAACAGAGCAGGAUUCUCACACACAUACAAGGGAGGGAACUGGGAAAGUGCCGUAUCGAGACGGGGCCCCUGAUAGUCGCUGGGGAGCACAAACAUGGUGGUUUCCUUUUCUUCCCCCCUGUUGGGCAUUUCUUAGUUUUCCAGCCUUGUAUGGUAUUUGCAAAAU